Molecule: messenger RNA, 2301 nt
Organism: Oppia nitens
Lineage: Eukaryota; Metazoa; Arthropoda; Arachnida; Sarcoptiformes; Oppiidae
Product: nose resistant to fluoxetine protein 6-like
Exons: 8
Coding region: 1-2301 (766 amino acids)
Molecular function (GO): acyltransferase activity, transferring groups other than amino-acyl groups
Source: RefSeq, a predicted model, not a curated record
AUGAAAUUAUCGACAAUUUUCGUAUAUCUUGUAUUGUUGUCCACAGUUUCCGCUGCCGAAGUCGACGACGAUGAUGCUGAUGAUGACCACCACUCGAUAUCUACCACCAGUAGUGAAGAACCGCCCGAUGAUGAUGACUACGGGACCUACGAUGACCAAACAGUUGACAAUAAUACGGGAACCGAUAUGUCGUCACCGCUAUCACUGCAGCCAAUACAGACACUGUUGAAUACGUUGUGGUCGCGCCAAUUGAACCGUACGGACGACACUAGAGAACUGUUUCUACGAUUUCAUUGGACAGUCGGACAGACUAUCGAAGCAGUUAUUCGUACUUUACUACCGGUGCUUAUGGAGGAUCUCUAUCAGAUGUCGCUGCCCGAGGACUGUCUCCGUACACUUUACCGAAUGGUGGACGCCGUACGUACACAAAAACAAUGGCCAUUUGAUUUUAUUGACUCGUCCGCCCGGUUCCCGUUUGCCGGACUAUUUACCGGCACUAACGCCGACUACGGCGACUACGAUCAGUGUCUGGACAUUGACUAUCGUGAAGACGAUAUGCAAGUCACUGGUCAAUACUGUAUGAGCCGAAUAUGGAUACCGAUGACAACUAGCGAAAAACAACUGCGUUUUUACGGCCAACCCGUUAUCAAUAUUACCGGUACGCCACUGGACGGUACGUUUUGGGAACAGAUAGUAAGCACAGCUAAAUAUUUCUAUAUUGCGCGCGGCCUAAACCUUGGUCUGUGUACGCCCAGAACGUGCUCGCGGCACGUGUUGAAGAGUUUGCUAGAAAAAUACAUAGCACCUACCGGUCUCGGUUUCACUAUCGACAGGUGCGAAACCCGUUCAUCCAUCACUAGCGUCCAACUGUCUACCGUACAGAUUAUUUCCAUAACAAUUUACGGGAUACUACUACUCGUAUGUCUGGCCGCCUCACUGGCCGAUACUCUAUCCCUGUCCCGUAACCCAUUGUUCAUAGCGUUUUCGGUACAGCGCAAUAUGCGUGCCCUGUUUGCCCGGUCAACGCAUACGCCACGAUUGGCUACCGUUCACGGCUUGCGCGUAGUGGCCAUCUUCUGGAUACUAUGCGGUCACGUCUAUCUAAUGCAAUUUUUUCGCGUGUUUCCCGUCAUUCGUCGACCACUGGCCGAUCUGCCCCGAGCAGCUUGGCUUCGGUAUCAGCCGCUCAAAGUGGGCGCCUUUCUACAGGUCGACACGUUUUUCUGUCUCGGUGGUAUGACCGCAGCGUUUGUCACACUCGAGAUGACCGUACGGGUCGCCCGACGUUUCGAUUAUUUUGCUUUUCUAGUUUUCCGUUGGCUUCGCUACACACCAGCCGUACUCGGACUGGUACUACUCUAUCCAUUGCUACCUCUACUGGGCUCCGGACCCAUAUUUACCUCAGCCAUCACUGGUCUCUCCCAGCCGUGCGAACUAUACUUUUGGCGUAAUUUACUGUAUUUUAACAACUUUUACGGCACCGACGGCAACUGCGCAACCCAUACCUGGUAUUUGGCGGCCGAUUUCCAGCUCUACGCCGUACUGACACCAAUAUUACUGUAUGUCCUGCAACGUCAACAAGCCGUUGGCCUCGCGCUGGCCGCUGUCCUGGUGGUCAUGUCGUGCGGCAUAUCUAUUGUACCGCCACUGAUGGACAAUACUAUUCUGCCAACAAUGUACUCAUUGAACAACAUAUUGUCCGAAGAGGCCAUUGAUCGGCAUUUUCUAAACCUAUACUGGCCGGCCGUCCAACACAUCAGUCCCUAUACACUGGGACUGGUAGUUGGCUAUCUCGUACACCGACACCAUCGCAAAGUUCAAAUAUCGUCGCCCAUACGUCUACUGGUUUGGACACUGACCACUAGCACAGCUGUGGCCAGUAUAUUCUGGUCGACCACUUGGAUGGACUCGACCGCCGCAAGCGAACCGGCCGGUUAUGUCGAACGGCUGUUAUUUACGGCCACUCAUCGGCUCAUGUGGUCAGUACUGCCAGCUUGGAUAGUACUGGUCAGUGCGUUCGGCAAACCCGGUUGGCUGGGCCGGGUGUUGGCCUCACCGAGUUGGGUACCGCUGUCUCGGCUAACCUAUUGUAUCUAUUUGUGCCAUUUGGUACCGAUAGUAUUGCGCGCCUACACUAUACGCCAGACAACCGCCUUUUCCGAUAUGGACAAUUGGUCCGCCAUAGCUCUAUGCUCUAUACUGUCCAUACUGUUGGCACUGGUAUUACAUGUGAUGUUUGAGAAGCCGUUCGCCGAAUGGCUGAACUUAUUGAGGAAAUCAAGUGUCGGAGAGUCAAAGUGA